GGUGUGCGCGCUGGUCCCGAUGCACCUGCCAAAGCUGGGAGCUUGCGGAAGGGCGUGCGGGCCUGGUCUUGAGUGGUCGGAGGUCUCCAGGAGCCCUCAGCAUCCCUUCUUUCUUACUCAUACACCCCAGCCUCACGCGUUAGGCGUUCCCCCAGCAGACGAGGCAGAAGAUAUACCAUCAGGUCCUAGAAGGAUUCUACCACUUUCUCCUCCACCCUGAAGAGACUUGGAAAUUAAUGGGUAACAUUUUGCAUGAAAAUUACUGAAUGCUUUUCCUUCUUAUCUCUGAGGCCUUCUGUGGAGAAUUAAUAAGAGAUUGAGUGUGCAUGGAUAAAAUGGAUCAUCUUAAAGGAUUGAAGUUCCAAAAAUAUAUCGGCAGGACUGGACAGGUUUGACAUAAUGAGAUUUCUAUUUUAGCUUGACUUCUGGAACUCUGAAUAAACUAUAAACUGAGCCGCACAGGUCCUGGGAAGGAAGUUUCUCUUCUAAAAUAUUCUAGCUGCACAUAACGUUUUUCGUAUUCAGAACCUUUGAAAACAUAUAUUUACUUCUCAAUUUCCUGAGAAGACUAAGAGACACUCGCCAACUUUUAAUAUAUGAAGCGAGAUAGAAAGCAGCAAUUUGUAUCAUUUUGGAAAAGAAAUUUAAAGAAACAGACACCAGAAAGACGAGGAAUCUCUACAUAAGCACUGGUUGACAUGGCAGAAGCUUCUGUGGAUGCCUCGACUCUGCCCGUAACGGUGAAGAAAAAGAAAAGUUUAUCCAUUGAAGAAAAGAUUGACAUUAUAAACGCAGUAGAAAGUGGCAAGAAAAAGGCAGAAAUUGCCGCUGAAUAUGGAAUAAAGAAAAAUUCAUUGUCUUCUAUUAUGAAGAAUAAAGACAAAGUUCUAGAAGCCUUUGAAUCUCUGAGAUUUGAUCCAAAGAGAAAAAGACUGAGAACUGCUUUUUACACAGAUCUGGAAGAGGCAUUAAUGAGGUGGUAUCGAAUUGCUCAGUGUCUAAAUGUACCAGUUAAUGGUCCAAUGUUGCGUCUAAAAGCUAAUGAUUUUGCACAGAAACUGGGACAUAAUGAUUUUAAGUGCAGUAAUGGUUGGCUGGAUCGCUUUAAAUCCAGGUACGGUUUAGUAUUCAGAGCUCAACCUGUAGAAGCUACAGGUGUAUCGGUAGACCCUUCAACUGUCUGGCACCAAAAUGUACUUCCUUAUUAUUUAAACGAUUAUCAUCCUAACAACGUCUUUAAUAUAAAAGAGACUGGGCUACUUUAUCGAAUGUUACCUACAAAUACAUUUGCAUUUAAGGGAGAAACGUGCUCAAUUGGAAAAUUAUGCAAAGACAGAAUAACUCUAGUGGUUGGGACAAACAUGGAUGGGUCAGAGAAACUUCCUUUGCUUAUCAUUGGAAAACACAGAAAUCCACAUUGUUUCAAAGGUAUAAAAUCAUUGCCUGUGUGUUAUGAAGCUAACAGAAUGGCAUGGAUGACCUCAGAGGUGUUUGAACAAUGGAUGCGGAAGCUCGAUGAGAAAUUUCAAGCCCAGCAACGAAGAGUGGUGAUCUUUGUUGAUUCUUUUCCUUCACAUCCAGAGGUAAAGAACCUAAAGUCCAUUGAGCUAGCAUUCUUCCCAUCAUGUUUAUCUUCCAAAUUUAUAGCUAUGAAACAAGGUGUUAUUAAAAGCCUUAAAAUCAAAUACAGACAUUGCCUUAUCAAAAAAUUUUUAAGCUCUGUUGAAGGCAGCAAAGAAUUUACAUUCUCCCUACUAGACGCGGUUGAUACUUUGCACCUUUGCUGGAGGGCUGUAACCCCCGAGACUAUUGUUAAGAGCUAUGAAGAGGCAGGAUUCAAAUCUCAAAAGGGAGAAAGUGACAAGACAAAUGAAGAGGCAGACACUGGUCUUGAUUUGGUUGCCCACGCUCAGGCAGCAGGCGUGGAAUUUCCUGAAGGUUUAUCUCUAGAAGAGUAUGCUGCCCUUGAUGAUGAUUUGGAGACCUGUGAAGCAGCACCAGAAGGUGAUUCCAUACAGACUGAAGAGAGUAAAUCAGAUGAAACUGGGCUUUAUACUUCUGAUGAAGAGGAUGAUGGUGGAUCUCUAGGAACUGAACUCCCUUUACCAUCAAAAAAUGAAGCGAUAACUGCUUUAGAUACUCUUAAAAGUUUUCUUAGAAGUCAAGAUAUGAACGAGGAGCUUCAUAAUUCUUUAGCAGACCUUGAAAUUUUUAUUAACUCCUCAUCUAAAUAAUUAUCUGUGGUAUAACAUCUUUUCCUAAUGUAUUUUACUAGAUAAAAUAUAUGAAGGAAACUACCACUUAAACACAAAAAAAUUUAAAACCUAGCAAUCUUUGGUUUAAUUGCAAAUGUCUAUGACCUGAAUAGCUAAGUUGCCCUAGGUAGAUUAAAUAAAGAGUAAGUAAAUGGAAAAUAUGAAUUUCAAUUUAGCAAGGUUUGGGGGAGUAGAAAAUGUAUUACAGAGGCCUUGUACUUAGAAUAUAUGGUACAUAUGUCAAAAAUAAAAGAAAAAAAACCUCUCCAGCUAUUUGAUUAA
Molecule: messenger RNA, 2537 nt
Organism: Hyaena hyaena (striped hyena)
Lineage: Eukaryota; Metazoa; Chordata; Mammalia; Carnivora; Hyaenidae
Gene: TIGD4
Product: tigger transposable element derived 4
Exons: 2
Coding region: 699-2234 (511 amino acids)
Cellular component (GO): nucleus
Molecular function (GO): DNA binding
Source: RefSeq, a predicted model, not a curated record